Gracilinanus agilis (Agile Gracile Mouse Opossum) is the source of this 5670-nucleotide messenger RNA. RefSeq lists its product as uncharacterized. NCBI's taxonomy places the organism in Eukaryota, Metazoa, Chordata, Mammalia, Didelphimorphia, Didelphidae. Gene Ontology annotation, molecular function: aspartic-type endopeptidase activity; nucleic acid binding; zinc ion binding. Gene Ontology annotation, biological process: proteolysis; DNA integration; virion assembly. The record is from RefSeq and is a predicted model, not a curated record. The transcript is spliced from 7 exons.
AUGGGCCAAAAAUCCUCUCCCGAACCCCCUGAGAUUCUGUCCCCUCCCCCUUAUGCCCCAUUGUAUCCUCCGUUGGAAGGGGUGGCAGGAGGGGUGCCUCAACCAGAGGUAUCUCAGCUAGGAGGGGCAGCAGGAGGGGUGCCUCCCCCAGCCCUCAGCACUAGGAGCCGAGGCAAGCAAGGGACCCCAGAACCACCUGAACAGACCCCGGGAGACCCAGUUCCGGUGUUCCCAGUCCGGAUGGUGGGGCCUGUGGUUCAAGGGGGACCCCGUAGUUAUCAAUACUGGCCAUUUUCGUCUAGUGAUCUCUACAAUUGGAAAUCCCAAAACCCUCCCUUCUCUGAGGAACCCCAGAAACUCAUUGCCCUAUUGGAAUCUAUUUUGUUCACACACCAUCCCACUUGGGAUGAUUGUCAACAGUUAUUACAGGUACUCUUCACCACAGAGGAACGUGAACGAAUCCUCCACGAGGCUCGCCGACAUGUUCCUGGGAUAGACGGGCUCCCCACAACCCAGCCUCACCUUAUAGAGGCGGCUUUUCCCUCCACUCGUCCCCCCUGGGACUUUGAGCAACAAGAAGGUAGGGAUCACCUACGUGUCUAUCGCCAGGUUCUCAUGGCCGGUCUCCGUGCUGCGGCUCGCAAGCCGACUAAUUUGGCUAAGGUAUAUUUAGUUAGACAAGGGCCUGAUGAGAGCCCUGUUGCCUUCUUGGAGAGGCUCCAGGAGGCCUUUCGCCUGUACACUCCUAUGGACCCCCUGGCAGAAACCAGUCGGGCGGCGGUCCUACUCUCAUUUGUCAACCAAUCGGCCCCUGAUAUCCGCCGAAAGCUCCAAAAGAUAGAAAACCUGGGAGAGCAGUCUAUAGGUGACCUCCUUAAGGUAGCUGAGCGAGUGUUUAACACCCGAGAAACUCCUGAGGAAAGGGCAGAGCGCCUACACCAGGAGGAGCGGGAAUACAAGACCAGGCAGCACCAAGAGGAUCGGGAGUACAAAGCCAGACAGGACAGAAAGAAUCAGAAAGACCUAGCUAAGAUCCUGGUGGCUGGGCUGUCCCAGCAACUGCACAAGGAGCUCCCCAGUAAUCGAGGGGGCCGCUCACGUUGCUUCCAAUGUGACCAGGAAGGCCACUGGAAACGAGAAUGUCCAAAUCGGCCCAGGAUUCUCUGGGCCAAUGAGGGGGAGGAAGAUUGAAGAGGACGGGACUCUCAACCCCUCCCAGAGUCCUGGGUAACCCUGAAGGUGGAGGGGAAACCAAUGAACUUUAUGGUUGAUACAGGUGCUCAGUUUUCAGUUCUAACAAAACCUGUCGGAGCAGUCUCCUCUAAAGCCAGUUGGGUGCAGGGUGCCACCGGUACCAAAAGAUAUAAUUGGACCACUGGCCGCCAGGUGGACCUCGGUCGCCAUCGAGUUACUCAUUCCUUUCUUGUCAUCCCUGAUUGCCCAGCCCCUCUCCUAGGACGGGAUCUCCUGCACAAGGCAGGGGCCCACAUCCAUUUCUCAAACUCUGGGAUCUCAGUCACAGAUGAUGAGGGUUCACCUCUACACGUUUUGACUCUAUCCCUCCAUGAUGAGCAUCGCCUCCAUGCAGAUCCUGCCCCGCUGGAAGUUCCAGACCACGUCCGCCCCUGGAUGGACAAGGUACCUGAGGUAUGGGCUGAGAUUUCGGGCGUGGGCCUGGCCGUCCAGCAACCCCCCAUCAUUGUGGCACUUAAACCAGGGGCGACUCCAGUGAGGGUCAAGCAGUAUCCCAUGUCCUUGGAGGCCCGAAGAGGGAUUGCCCCACAUAUCACUCGUCUUCGGGAAGCAGGUAUUCUGGUCCCCUGCCGAUCCCCAUGGAACACCCCUCUCCUACCUGUCCGCAAGCCAGGAGGACAGGACUUUCGCCCAGUCCAAGACUUAAGGGAGGUGAAUCUGCGAGUGGAGGACAUCCACCCCACUGUACCUAACCCAUAUACCUUGCUGAGCUCACUGCCACCUGACCUCAGCUGGUACACCACCCUCGACUUGAAGGAUGCCUUCUUCACCUUGCCACUAGCCCCCGUUAGCCAGCCCUUGUUUGCCUUUGAGUGGCAUGAUGAGCAGGCGCACACAACAGGCCAACUAACGUGGACUCGGUUGCCCCAAGGGUACAAAAAUUCCCCGACAAUCUUUAAUGAGGCCCUCGCCUCAGAUCUGCGGGAAUUCCGCCAGAGUUACCCCCUCAUUACCCUCCUCCAAUACGUAGAUGACCUCCUACUUGCUGCUCCUACCCAAGCGGCUUGUGAAACCGCUACCCAGGGCCUGCUAGAGACUCUAGGUCGCCUUGGUUAUAGGCUGAGCGCUAAGAAGGCCCGUAUAGCCCAGCGGGAGGUCACCUACCUGGGAUAUAAGCUUCAAGGGGGGCAACGGUGGCUGACCCAGGCCAUGAAAGAUACUGUCUUGUGCCUUCCUCCACCAAAGGGACCCCGGCAGGUGCGGGAAUUCCUAGGGUCAGUGGGGUAUUGCCGCCUCUGGAUCCCUGGGUUUGCAGAGAUUGCCCGGCCCCUAUACGAAGGCUCUAGGGAGAAGGCAGACUGGACUUGGUCACCUGCCAUGAACGAUGCCUUUCAGAGACUCAAACAGGCCAUGCUAACUGCCCCUGCCCUAGCCCUGCCAAACCCUGAAAAGCCCUUUCAGUUAUUUGUAGACGAAAAGAAGGGAGUAGCUAAUGGGGUGCUGACACAACGACUAGGGCCUUGGGACAGGCCAGUAGCCUACCUGUCCAAAAGACUAGAUCCUGUGGCAUUGGGGUGGCCCCCCUGCCUACGCAUCAUAGCUGCUGUGGCCUUAUUAGUCCGAGAUGCCGACAAGCUCACGUACGGGCAGGCCCUUCGAAUAACCACUCCUCAUGCCGUUGAGGGCAUCCUUAAACAACCACCUAGUCGAUGGAUGUCUAAUGCCCGCCUUACUCACUAUCAAGGCUUGUUGUUGAAUGCCCCCCGGAUCUCCUUCCAUGUGACGUCCGCCCUGAACCCUGCAACCCUACUACCUGACCCCCCACCAGACCAACCCUUACAUGAUUGCCAGGAGAUCCUGGCUGAGACAGUGACGGCCAGACCAGACCUCAAGGAUACACCACUUCCCAAUGCGGACCUGGUCUGGUUUACGGAUGGGAGCAGCCUCAUCCAGGACGGGAAACGACGGGCAGGAGCAGCAGUGGUGGAUGCAUUGGGGAACCUCAUCUGGGCAGCAGCGCUACCCGAGGGAACCUCGGCUCAGAAAGCAGAGUUGGUUGCCCUACAAACGGCCCUUGAAAAAGCUGAAGGGAAGCGACUGACAGUAUACACAGACAGUCGGUAUGCCUUCGCCACCUUGCAUGUCCAUGCACCCAUCUACAGGGAGAGAGGGUUUCUCACCGCAGGAGGUAAGGGGGUCAAAUAUCUGGAAGAAAUCCAAGCACUCCUCUCUGCAGUUUGGCGACCUAAGGCAGUAGCUGUGGUCCAUAUCCCUGGCCACCAAAAAGGAGACUCUCUGGAGGCACGGGGAAACCGAGCUGCUGACCAGGCGGCACGAGAAGCUGCCUUCCAUUCGCCCCUCCUCACCCUGCCCAUGACCGGUCUGUGGUACAGAGACCCGGAAGGCAACAGAAUUCUCCCUGAAGCUCUGGGACAGCUGCUCUGCGCUCACCUGCACCAUCUUUCUCAUCUGGGGGAGAAGAAACUUGCCCAGCUUCUGGACAAGGGACAACUGAGGUUCCCAGGCCGGGCAACCUACUUAACACAACUCGUAGCCGCUUGCCGAGCUUGCCAACUAAUGCGGUCAGGGAAACCCAAUAAACAUCAAGGACAUCGAGUGCGCGGAGAACGGCCCUGCCAAUCCUGGGAGGUGGAUUUCACUGAGGUAAAGCCUGGAAGGUAUGGGUACCGUUAUUUGCUGGUAUUUGUGGACACCUUUUCAGGUUGGCCAGAGGCAUUCCCAACCAAAGCUGAAACAGCCCAGGUGGUAGCUAAGAAACUGAUGGAAGAGAUCAUCCCUCGCUUCGGGUUCCCGGUAACCAUUGGUUCUGACAAUGGACCUGCUUUUGUGAGCAAGGUCCUUCAGGAACUUGCAGCCGCCCUGGGGGUGGAUUGGAAAUUACAUUGUGAGUAUAGCCCCCAGAGUUCCGGCCAGGUAGAGAGGAUGAAUAGAACAAUUAAGGAGACACUAUCCAAAUUGGCCCUCGAGACUGGCAUAGACUGGGUGACCCUCCUUCCUUUAGCUCUCUUCCGGGCCAGGAAUACUCCUGGCCCACACCACCUUACCCCUUUUGAGAUCUUGUAUGGCUCUCUUCCCCCCAUCCUUCCCCAGGUACCCCGGAUGCCCACAAAGCCCCAAGGGCCAGAGGAAUUCCGAGCCAUGCUCUUGGGGCUUGCAGAAGCCCACCGUGAUCUGUGGCCCCGGCUCAGAGAAUUCUUCCAACCCCCUCCUCUUCCCCCACACGACUUUGCACCUGGAGAUUGGGUGUGGGUUAAAAGGCACCAGCGUGCCACCCUCCAGCCCCGCUGGAAAGGUCUGUAUGUCACUCUUUUUGUCACCCCCUCUGCUUUAAAGGUUGACGGCGUUGGACCUUGGAUCCACCACACACAUGUUCGCCGAGCAGACCCACCUGAGCACUCUGAACCCCAGUGGCUCACCUGGAGCCCAUCCGGCUGCGAGCCUCGCCGGAUAAUCACGCACAUCGGCGGAGCUGAUGAGGUUGGAGGUGACUGCCAACACCUUAAGUUAACUGUCUUGACCCCCUCUGACAACGCCUGGAUCUUUGGACGUACCUGGGGUUUCCGCAUGGUUCAGAGUGGGGAUGACCCUGGGGGACUGUUUUUAAUUAAGAAAGAACCGGUCCAGACCAAGGCCGAAUCUACAUUCCCUAAUAUGACCUCAGAUUGUUGGCUUUGUUUGGGGAUCCGACCCCCUUAUUAUGAUGCCAUUGCACUCAAUGCUUCCUUUAAUAGGUCCUCUCAGGAUAGCCCUCCCGAGUGUCGCUGGGAUGAACGGAAAAAGGGGCUCACUAUGGACUCUGUGUUGGGGGAAGACAUGGUCAGGUACUGGGACCCCCAAAACCGCCCAUCCCCUAGAAUCCGCAGGGAGCCCAUCACUGCCAUUACGUUAGCCACGCUCUUAGGCUUAGCUGGGGUUGGGACCGGCAUAGCCUCUCUCACUCAGCAUCACCAGAGCCUUGCUGCCUUACGAGCCGCGGUAGAUGAGGAUCUGGCCCGAGUUGAGAACUCUAUCACCCACUUGGAGAAAUCUCUAUCCUCCCUCUCGGAGGUUGUGCUCCAGCAGGGCCGUGGGCUCGAUCUCCUCUUCCUCCAACAAGGGGGUCUCUGUGCCGCCUUGGGGGAGGAAUGUUGCUUUUAUGCUGACCAUACCGGCAUUGUCAAGGAAUCUAUGACCAAACUCCGAGAGGACAUUGCUAAAAGGAAAACGGAGCGGGAAGCUCAGGCAUCAUGGUAUGAGCAACUGUUCCAGCGCUCCCCCUGGCUGACCACUCUGAUAUCUACUCUCCUAGGGCCCCUAAUCCUUCUGACUCUCCUUUUAACUUUCCGGCCCCUCAUUCUUAACCGACUAGUAGCUUUUGUAAAGGAACGUAUUAACACGGUUCAGCUUAUGGUCCUGCGUCAGUACUACCAAACAGUCCCCACCCUUGAGACAACACAUACUGACGCUGCUGUUUAA